CUAUACGACAAGUUGGCCGUAUCAAGUGAUCGGUUGUGGAGGACCGUCGGUCGUAUGAGUGGUGCCUUACAUGAGGAUGCCAGGCAAAUGUAUUCGGAGCUUUGCAAUGAAAAGAUAUCCGAGUCAAUCAACUGAUUGUUGCCCGUCGUCCCCGUCAUAGCCUGGACGCACCUCGGUCUCCGUCUGCAGCUGCUUCAACCAAAAGUCAACACCACCAUGGCGGAUAUUCGCAAAAUUGUAGAAGGCGUCACUAGAGUCGAAUUCCCUGAAUCUCAAGUGACCUUUCUUAUCGACUUCUUAUACAUCGAUGGUCACCAUAGGUGGGCGAAAGUGCACCUCACAUACUUUCGGCUAUGUAGCCAACAAUUCGUGUCCAGCAGCAUCAAGUCAAUUGCUUGUUGCAAUAGCGGCGAGGCUGAGAAGUUCGAUCACGACAUCGAUCAGAUUCAUUGUCACAGCUUUCGACAAGGGCAUUGGAUUAAAGCAAGACGCGAACAUUUUCCGCCCUUGACCAACGACAACUCGAUCCCAAGCGUCUGUCAAAAUAAACAGUUUGAAGCAUUCAUGAAGCUUCAUUCUACAAAGGUUUUUUUGGAAGACGAGUGCAGUCAGCGUGAGGUUAGAGAGGAUUGUGACCAGCAACAUGUCGACAGACUGCACUCGCGUCUCAAACGAAGCCUGUUCAUGCUGCCUGGCGAAUUCACGUCACAUCGGAAAAGCAGUAGACCGGUGAAGAGGGCCAGACGCAAUGGAGACUGGAAAGAGAUCAAAGAAGUGGCAGAGGGGAUCGAGAAGUCCCUAAUGAACUGUGUGGGAUUGCGACCAUUGAGCAGCGAAAGGAAGUGCAGUUGACAAUCGCCCAAGUCAGUGGCGCCGCUUCGACUGCGUGUUUUGUGCAAAGAGUCGUGCAUGGAAUUGAGCUU
Messenger RNA from Colletotrichum godetiae, 923 nucleotides. RefSeq lists its product as uncharacterized. The record is from RefSeq and is a predicted model, not a curated record. Lineage: Eukaryota; Fungi; Ascomycota; Sordariomycetes; Glomerellales; Glomerellaceae. The coding region runs from base 217 to 852 and encodes 211 amino acids. The transcript is spliced from 3 exons.